Chaetomium globosum CBS 148.51 is the source of this 1242-nucleotide messenger RNA. RefSeq lists its product as uncharacterized. The record is from RefSeq and is a predicted model, not a curated record. The transcript has 4 exons. NCBI's taxonomy places the organism in Eukaryota, Fungi, Ascomycota, Sordariomycetes, Sordariales, Chaetomiaceae. Gene Ontology annotation, biological process: positive regulation of transcription by RNA polymerase II. Bases 1 to 1242 code for a protein of 413 amino acids. Gene Ontology annotation, cellular component: RNA polymerase II transcription regulator complex. Gene Ontology annotation, molecular function: DNA-binding transcription factor activity; protein dimerization activity.
AUGGACCAGCAACGGCCCCUUUCCCAGAAAUUCCCAGCUGGGCUGGCUGGCGUCCUGAACUCGCCCGAGGAGCACCGCGACUCGGCGUAUUUCUCCAGUACUGACGCAUCGAGUAAACGUGCGAUCUCCCGGAAUCUCUUGAUGGCGUCUCGUGAACCAAUUGGCUUACUCAAAAACGUGUUGCAGACACCUCAGCUGCGUCAGCAAUGGCAACAUGAGCGGUGGGCGUCCAAUGGUUUCGCCGACGUCACCAAGGGAGCGCGGACCCUCGUCGCCUUCGACCGGACGCAGUCGCUCGACUCGGCGCCAAACAGUGCCGGCUUCGCGACUGGGGAUGUUCCGGAGGCUUUGUCGAGGAGGGAGAGCGUAGACAGCAGGAUCAACCAGGGCUUCAACGACAUGAGGCUGGGUAAUUCGCCCUACGCUAGCCACAAUCCCCGAACAACCAGCGUACCCCGGAAGGUCAUCCCGAAGACCAUGAGAAUCGCCCCGGCCAUUACAGGGCCCGCCACAGGCCACAUCGCCCGCGCCGCCGAGCCAACCAAAGGUCAAGCCUGGGCGUUCCCGGAAGAAGAUAGCCAGAGGGUGCCGCCGGCUACCAAUGGUGCCAAUGGGUCGCUGGCCGGCUCGAGGAGAAGCAGCCUCGCCGAGUCAUUUGCCAGCAGCCAAUAUACAACCGAGUCUAGGCUUCCGCCCGGCCAAAGACGGCUAGAAGAGACCGUCAACCCUUACCAAAGAUUGUCCAACGCAUCGGGCGAAUACUCGACGGUGCACCAUCACAGCCUCCAGCACAAGCAGCUGGAUGAUCUGCGAAACGAGGAGGCGGCCGCCCAUGCUGGGGCUCAGCCUUACAGCCGAACGCCGGAACUCCGUGUGAGCCAUAAGCUAGCCGAAAGGAAGCGGAGAACAGAGAUGAAGGAGCUCUUUGACCAAUUGAGAGACCUGAUGCCCCAGGAGAGGGGCUCGAAGGCUUCCAAAUGGGAAAUUCUGACCAAAGCAGAACGAGAUCGACCUGCUGCGGCGGGAUCUAGAACGGAUGCACGGGGCGCCGCAGUCGCGGCCCGGUGGCAGAUCCAUACGCCCAAGACCAGUACGGUCGGCCACGCCCGCCCAGAGCUCCCGCCGCUCCGGUCACUGCAGUCACCCACGGGGCCACCCCAAGGACCCGAAUCGAUGACGGGGGUACAGUAUGAGCCGCCGAGGGUCAACGGCUACCGGCCCGCCGAGCCCACCAGGUUUUAG